Messenger RNA from Tripterygium wilfordii, 864 nucleotides. RefSeq names its product sigma intracellular receptor 2-like. Bases 123 to 623 code for a protein of 166 amino acids. The transcript has 2 exons. NCBI's taxonomy places the organism in Eukaryota, Viridiplantae, Streptophyta, Magnoliopsida, Celastrales, Celastraceae. Gene Ontology annotation, cellular component: endoplasmic reticulum. The record is from RefSeq and is a predicted model, not a curated record.
AUUACGAAUAUUGUUCCGUCUACAGCCUGGUCUGCGCCUGCCCCAAACGAAUAACAGAAGAACAAAACAAACAAAGAAGAAGAAGAAGAAAAGGAGAUCGCAGCGACUCUCUGAAGCAAGAAAUGGGUGCCAUAGGGAAGCUACUAGACAUCGUUCUCUUCCCCUUCUUCUUGACAAUCGCGUUGGCCGCGCCUUUAAUGGACUCUCAAUUGAUUCUUCCUCACGGUCUCUACCCGGACUAUCUGAUCAAUCUCAAGCAAUGGUACACUCGCGAGUUCAGCGACUAUCUCUUCGUCGAGGAACCCAAUUUUUUUGUCGGGCUUAUCUGGCUUGAGCUGUUCUUCCAGUGGCCUCUCAGUCUGAUCAAUUUAUACGCAAUUUUGGGUGCCAAGUCCUGGUUGCCCACCACCUGUUUGAUAUAUGGCGCUUCAUUUUUUACUACAAUGGUUGCUAUAUCGACAGAGCUGAUACUGUCAGGUAAGGCUUCUGAUAAGAUGCUGAAGACGUAUCUGCCGUUACUUGGAUUUAGUGUUUUGGCGAUUUUACGUGGGCUGAUGCCACCGUCUGGUAAGGCUACGUCUGAGUCUGAGUCUGCAAAAUUGGCUAGAAAGAAGAAGGCUUGAAUUUGCGAGAUGAGAUGGGUACUUCGUUGGACUUUCUUAUUUUAUCGUUAUUGGUUACUCCAUUUUCGACUCCCUUGUGUGAUCUUGAUGAACUGAUUCAAACUUUAUGAGUUUUUUGUUUGCUUAUGAACAAAUUUGUAAGUUUUAAUGUUUGUUUGUUUGAACUAGAAAUGUCUAAGUGUGCACAAAUAAUGUAACUUGUCGCCAAUGUCGAGUCUAUUGAGCCCUUUCGGCUCCUAAA